Molecule: messenger RNA, 933 nt
Organism: Acanthoscelides obtectus
Lineage: Eukaryota; Metazoa; Arthropoda; Insecta; Coleoptera; Chrysomelidae
Source: the annotation of a GenBank genome assembly
CAAUGACAUCGCUGUUAUGAUGUCAAAACAAACGGUUUACGGUUUUUUCAGUAUUUGAAAAAAGUGUAUAAUAAAACUUUUCUUCAGUUUGAUUAUAAAAGCUUUAAAAUGGAAGGAAGUGAACAGCAUGACUUUGCAGCAGCAGUAAUUGACAAUACUGUUCCAGUAGUGCGUGAAAUUAUCAAACACUUUAAAGAAUUUGACUUAUUCCAAGAUGAACUUCAGAUGGAUUGUGAGCAGGAUCUCAAAAUACUACAAACAUUUUUAGAUGAUAUCCAUGGUACCAUGUUCUCUGAUGCACUGAAAUCAAUAUGCAUGGAUGAUAAAGAGGAGGGAGGUUUGAAAGAUUUGCAGAAAGAAACUAAUAUACUAAAGCAAAUGCAAAAUGACCUAGAAUCUAAAAUAGCAAAUAAUGAGAAAGUACUAGGAAAACAGAAAAAAGACUUACAAAAAUUUGAAACAGAUCCAAAACUGCAAACAUUAAGAGAUACCAUUCAAGCAUGGAAACUAGCAACAAAAAUCCAUUUUGUUUAUGAAGGCACAUCUAAUCAAUGUGGAUAUGGUAUAGGUCCAACUGGGACAAUGAAGCCUUUUAGCUACAACCCAGAAGAAAAAACUCAAACAGAUAUAACAAGCGCAUUGUAUGAAGGUAUGAGGCGAGGAAACAGCUUCUCCAGUUAAGCUGGUUCAAUACAAGAGUAAUUUAAUUUUUUUGUAGCCCUUACUAACAAACGUAACAAUAAAGUACCAACCACCAUUUUGUUAGUUAUUUAAUUCCCAAAAUCAAGGUGAACAUAUUGAAUGCACGGUAAAAAAUAGCAUUUGUACUUUCCAUAUGUUUAAGUACUGUUGUUGUAGUUGCCACUUUAUGUUUCUAACUUCUCCAUCUCUCCAUAAAUCAGAGCUAGAUUUUAAUUGUUUAUUGUAUCGAAC